Molecule: messenger RNA, 1377 nt
Organism: Acyrthosiphon pisum (pea aphid)
Lineage: Eukaryota; Metazoa; Arthropoda; Insecta; Hemiptera; Aphididae
Product: mitochondrial carrier homolog 1-like
Exons: 8
Coding region: 294-1208 (304 amino acids)
Source: RefSeq, a predicted model, not a curated record
CUAGAUAAUGUCUUCAUGGAGUAAUAUAACUCUAUACCAAGGUGUAUUGAUACACCUUGUUCUAUACCUUAGAAUUUUGAUUCUUGUUAUCGACUUUCGAGUCGAUCGGAGUACCGGACGUCAGUAUGAUAAUGAAUAAUAAUGAUUACCUAAAUGAAUUUUUUUCUUUCGAGUUGGGAUUUUCAACUAUAAUCUCCAUAUAUUGUUGAGCGUUUAAAAUAAAAUAAAAUAUUGUUAAGUUAAAUUAGUGUAGUGUAUACUGAAUUGUAUAACCGGAUAUUCCAAUAACCGUAAUGGAUUCUGACACUGAAAAUCGGAGGGAAGAAAAUGGAGAUGCUCCCAGACACACUUUAAUUGGAAAAUGCGUUAUGAAAACCUUAUCUCAUCCACUGGAUUAUGCUAGAUUUUUGGUGCAGAUUGGCCAUGAACCGAUGGCACCAUAUCGCUACAGAAGUAUUUUUGGUGAAGAAAGAUUAUUUCUGCCGAAUUUAGUAGUCUAUGCUAAAUACAUAUAUUCAGUUGAUGGAUUUAAAGGAAUGUAUGUUGGAUUAGCUCCUAAGAUCAUAGGGAUUUGUAUUGAACAUUUUUCGUCAUCACUAAUGUCUGAUUAUAUUCAAAUUGAUAAAAAUCUAAAUGUAGAUAAUACAGAUUCAGAUUUAGAAGUAUGGAAAAAAUGUGCAAUAAAAACAUCAAAAGAAAUGAUAUGUACAGCCACAAGUAUCAUUUUGAGUCAUCCCUUACACAUUGUUUCUAUGAGAAUGAUGGCCCAAUUUGUGGGUUAUGAACAUCGUUACACUUUAGUGUUACAAUCAAUUUUACUUAUUAAUCGUGAAGAGGGAGUAAAUGGACUCUUUACUGCUAUCAUUCCACGUCUGUUAGCUGGUUUGGGAACCGUAAUUCUUGUUAAUGUUGCAAAACAAGCAUUUUCACGUUAUUUAUUUGAUCCUUCACCCAUGACUUUGAAUAUUGCUGACUUUGCUGCUUCGUAUUUAGCUAAUGCUGCUACGUAUUCAUUUAAUGUUGUCACUGCUUGUACAGCAAUUAACAACUGCGGGUUAGCUGCUGGCAUGCCUCCAGAUAUGCCUGUAUUUGGAAAUUGGUUGGAAUGUAUGAAAUAUCUUUACAGAUGUGAUCAGUUGAACCGUGGAUCAUCAACUUGGUUCAGGCGUGUUCCACUAACACAAUCAAAACUUUUAAAAUUGCUCUAAUUUAGGUGCCUAGUCAUUCUAUGUUGAUUGUUAUUUAUAUGUACAAAAUAAGAAUAAGUUAAUAUUUUAGUAAAUAUUUUUAGCAGAACUGGAAACAUAAAUAGUAUUGUAUCAUCAUAUUUAAAUUUUCAUUUUUAUUAUUAUUAAUAAUUUAAACAUUUAUGCAGGG